AUGAGCAUUUUAAGUGAAUUGCAAUUAAAAUUAUCGCCCUCAAUUAGGUUUAUGACAAAAAGUUUUAUUUUUACUAAGCGACGGCUAAAAUUUUUUAGCACUACAUCUAGACCUUUCUGUAGUAAGAAUGGCUCAGCGGCCAGUGAUAGUGGCGGUGAGUGGCCAAGACGUGUGGUGUCAGGGCUCCAGCCUACUGGCGAGUUGCAUGUCGGCAACUAUUUUGGUGCAUUGCGGCGUUGUGUGCAACUGCAGGAGCAAGGCGAUGAUGUGAUGCUGUUCAUUGCUGAUCUACAUGCAUUAACAGUUCGCCAGGAUGGUCAGCUGCUGCAAGAGCGCGUUCUAGACAUGGCAGCUCUGGCGCUGGCUGCAGGCUUGGAUCCAGAGCGCAGCGUGCUGUUCGUGCAGUCUGCGGUACCGCGCCACGCAGAGCUGUGCUGGCUCCUGGCCUGUCUAGCCACUAACGCGCGCCUCGCACACUUACCGCAGUACAAAGAGAAAUCCGCCACCAUGAAGGAGGUUCCUAUCGGCCUCAUGCUCUACCCUGUGCUUCAGGCGGCGGACAUCCUGGUGUACCGCGGGACACACGUGCCGGUGGGCGUGGACCAGCUGCAACACCUGCAGGUGGCCUCGCAGCUGGUGCGAACCUUCCGCCACCGGUAUGGACCCGCCUUCCCCACACCGCGACCUCUUCUGCCCGAUGAUGGCAGUGAUAGAAUAAAAAGCCUACGGGAUCCUUCUAAGAAAAUGUCCAAGUCUGAACCAGAUCCUAAAUCAAGAAUAUUGUUGACAGACUCAGAUGAAACUAUAAGUCUCAAAAUAAGAAAAGCUGUCACCGAUUUUACUCCAGAGGUGACGUACGAGCCCGAGCGGCGGCCGGGCGUGUCGAACCUGGUGACGCUGCACUGCCUGGCCGCGGACAAGUUGCCGGAGGAGGCGGUGGAGGAGGCGGCGGGGCUGAGCACGGCGCAGUACAAGCGCGUGGUGGCGGGCGCGCUGUGCGACGCGCUGGCGCCGCUGCGCGCGCGCGCCGCCGCGCUGCGGGCGCGCCCCGCCACGCUGCGCCACGUGCUGCGCCACGGCGCCGCGCGCGCCCGCCUGCGCGCCGACGAGGUGUACGACCACGUGGCCAGCCGAGCCGGACUCACGCACGCACAUCCACACCCAUCUCAACACGAUAAAAUACCACUUUAG
Messenger RNA from Parnassius mnemosyne (clouded apollo), 1191 nucleotides. The record is from the annotation of a GenBank genome assembly. Lineage: Eukaryota; Metazoa; Arthropoda; Insecta; Lepidoptera; Papilionidae.